This is a messenger RNA of Coprinopsis cinerea okayama7#130, 2118 nucleotides long. RefSeq names its product exo-beta-1,3-glucanase. The transcript has 10 exons. Gene Ontology annotation, molecular function: beta-glucosidase activity. Gene Ontology annotation, biological process: glucan catabolic process. Gene Ontology annotation, cellular component: extracellular region; cell surface. The coding region runs from base 1 to 2118 and encodes 705 amino acids. Lineage: Eukaryota; Fungi; Basidiomycota; Agaricomycetes; Agaricales; Psathyrellaceae. The record is from RefSeq and is a predicted model, not a curated record.
AUGCUCCCAAGUCACAACCCAGAAACAACCCAAUCCCGCGAACGACAAUACCAGAUGUCACUCAUCCGAGACGCUCAGCUCGCCAACCUCUCCUCCACACGACCGCCAGGGCAAUUCCACAACCCCUACGCUCAAAAGACGCGCCCGGAUGUACCCAACCUCCCACUCCGCCCCGACUCCUCCGUUGGCGGGUGGUCGAAACGCCAGAAACAGACACGUUGGGCUGCGUUUAUCAUCGUCCUUGGGGGUAUGGCUAUUAUUGCGUUGGCGAUCUCUUUGGGUGUAUAUUUCAGUCAGAGGAAUAAGAAAUCUCCAGAGACGGAGGAUAAGCCUCUGACGACUGACGUAUCCUUUGGUCUCACCAUUGGUUAUAAGACGGGUGGGGAUGGGACCGAAGUGAGAAUGAACGAAGGAGACGCGUCGUUCGUAUACCAAAACACCUUCGGUGGAUACUGGCAUCAUAACCCUCUCGACCCAUUCAAACUAUACGCUAGACCUAACUCAUGGACACCGCCUCUGAACGAAUCUUGGACAUGGGGCCAAGACCGAAUAUACGGCGUCAACCUCGGAGGAUGGCUCGUCCUUGAACCCUUUAUCACACCCUCUCUUUUCCAAAAAUAUCCAGGAACAUCAGACGAGUGGAGCCUGAGUGAAGCCAUGAGGAGGGACGAAGCGGGUGGUGGGAUUGGUCAGAUUGAGGACCACUAUAAAACGUUCAUUACGGAGAGGGAUAUUGCUGAGAUUGCAGGUGCUGGGUUAAACUGGGUUCGGAUACCACUCGGUUUCUGGGCAAUCGAAACUUGGGAUGGGGAACCCUACCUGGAAAGGACAUCCUGGACAUACUUCCUACGCGCCGUCGAGUGGGCCAGGAAGUACGGCCUGAGAGUUAUCUUGGACUUGCACACCUGUCCCGGCUCUCAAAACGGUUUAAACCAAUCCGGACGCGAAGGCUCUAUCAACUUCCUCUCCGGCAACAUGGGCAUUGCGAACGCCGAACGCACUCUAUACUACAUCCGCAUCCUAACACAGUUCAUCUCCCAACCGCAAUACCGCGACGUCGUCCCCGUCAUCUCCAUUCUCAACCAGCCAGCCGGGUACGCGAUUGGCGUAGAGCCCAUUUCGAGUUUCCAUCUCAGAGCGUAUGAUUUGAUUCGUAGGAUGGUUACUGGGUUUAAGGCUGGACCAUAUAUCGCAGUUUCGGGAUCGCUCCUCCCGAUCGACGUAUGGAAUGAGACACCUGUUCUACCGGGUGCGGACCGGGUGAUACUGGACGUUCACCCUUUCAUCGCCUUUGAGGGUAUCAACACCUCAUCCAUCGUCAAUAUGGCGGUGGAUGGUGAGAGAGGGGGCAUAUGGCCUAAGAUGGUGUGUGAUAUGUGGGGGCCUGCUUUUAACCAGAGCCGUCGAUUCAAUGGAAUUACCAUUGGAGGCCAGUUCUCCGCAGCUACGAAUGACUGUGGGCUGUUCUUGCGCAGUGUGGAUAUCGCUUCGGAACAUCCGCAGUGCGCCGAAUAUGAUAACUGGGAGAGCUACAACGAGACGAUGAAAGCUGGUAUCCGGAGUUUUGUCCUGGCAAGUUUUGACGCUAUCGGAGACUUUUUCUGGUGGACGUGGAAGGUAGGCGAAACCGAGGACGGUCGAAUCGCAGCACCAAUGUGGUCCUACAAACUCGGCCUCGACAACGGCUGGAUCCCUCGGGACCCGCGCGACUCAAUCGGCAAAUGCCUACGGCUACGCACGACACCCGACGUCUUCGACGGCGCCUUCCAGCCCUGGCAAACAGGCGACGUAAGCUGGGACCCCGUCAUCCCAGAGGACUACCUCCAACAGCACCCCUGGCCUCCGCGUAACAUCACCAACGCGGAGGUGGAGGUGGGUUUGUUGCCGACGUAUACGAGCACGGGGAGCGUGGUGACACUUCCCCCGCCCACGUUUACGGUUACGACGGAUGCAUCGGCGGAGGUCACGGGGACGAGUGGGUUGAAUGGGUGGUAUAAUACGUUUGAUCGGGCGGGAGGGCCUACUCCUGUUGCGGGGUGUUUUUAUCCGGAUGCGUAUGAUGCUUCGUUUGGGGAGGCUGUACCGACUGAAGCGUGUGUGGGGCCUACUGAAGGGUAG